Molecule: messenger RNA, 2441 nt
Organism: Spea bombifrons (plains spadefoot toad)
Lineage: Eukaryota; Metazoa; Chordata; Amphibia; Anura; Pelobatidae
Gene: PRKCB
Product: protein kinase C beta
Exons: 17
Coding region: 71-2071 (666 amino acids)
Biological process (GO): protein phosphorylation
Molecular function (GO): zinc ion binding; ATP binding; diacylglycerol-dependent serine/threonine kinase activity
Source: RefSeq, a predicted model, not a curated record
GCCGCUGUGUGCAGAGGUAGAGCGCAGUGCGCCCCGGGGAGAGCGGACACUGUGCACCGUGCGCUGCACCAUGGCAGACCCCGAGCCCGACGAGACCAUCACCCGCUUCGCCAGGAAGGGGGCUCUCCGCCAGAAGAACGUGCAUGAGGUGAAGGACCACAAGUUCACCGCGCGUUUCUUCAAGCAGCCCACCUUCUGCAGCCACUGCACGGACUUCAUCUGGGGAUUUGGCAAGCAGGGCUUCCAGUGUCAAGUUUGCUGCUUCGUGGUGCAUAAACGCUGCCAUGAGUUUGUGGCGUUCUCCUGCCCCGGCGCAGACAAGGGACCCGCGUCUGAUGAUCCCAGGAGCAAACAUAAAUUCAGGAUCCACACGUAUUCCAGUCCGACUUUCUGUGAUCACUGCGGUUCCUUGCUAUACGGACUCAUUCAUCAAGGCAUGAAAUGUGAAACUUGCAUGAUGAAUGUCCACAAGCGAUGCGUGAUGAACGUGCCGAGUCUCUGCGGGACGGAUCACACUGAGCGGAGGGGCAGGAUACAGAUCAAGGCGGAGAUCAGCGAGGAGGUGCUGACCGUAGUGGUUGGGGAUGCGAGGAAUUUGGUACCUAUGGACCCGAACGGACUCUCCGACCCGUAUGUGAAACUUAAGCUAAUCCCGGAUCCGAAGAGCGAAAGCAAGCAGAAAACGAAAACGAUCAAGUGCUCCCUCAACCCGUCGUGGAACGAGACCUUUAAAUUCCAGCUGAAGGAGUCCGAUAAAGAUCGCCGGCUGUCGGUGGAGAUUUGGGACUGGGAUCUGACCAGCAGGAACGAUUUCAUGGGGUCUUUGUCCUUUGGGAUUUCCGAGCUCCUGAAGUCUGGUGUGGAUGGAUGGUUCAAGUUGCUGAGCCAGGAGGAAGGAGAAUAUUUUAACGUCCCCGUGCCCCCCGAAGGCGAAGAGGGCAACGAGGAGCUACGGCAAAAGUUUGAGAGGGCCAGGAUCGGGCCCAGCUCGAGAGCCGCGGAAGAGAAGGCGGGAAACCCGGUUGCCAAACUGGACAACAACGGCAAUCGAGACCGCGUGAAAGCGUCCGACUUCAACUUCCUGAAGGUGCUGGGCAAAGGCAGCUUCGGAAAGGUGAUACUCGCAGAGAGGAAGGGAACCGACGAGCUCUAUGCAAUUAAAAUCCUGAAGAAGGAUGUGGUCAUUCAAGACGACGACGUUGAAUGCACAAUGGUGGAGAAGAGAGUCUUGGCUCUGCCUGGAAAACCACCUUUUCUCACCCAGCUCCACUCCUGCUUUCAGACCAUGGACCGCUUGUACUUCGUGAUGGAGUAUGUCAAUGGAGGAGAUCUGAUGUACCAGAUCCAGCAAGUUGGCCGAUUUAAGGAACCGCACGCCGUAUUCUACGCCGCGGAGAUCGCGAUCGGCCUGCUGUUCCUGCACACUAAAGGCAUCGUGUACCGGGAUUUGAAACUGGAUAACGUCAUGUUGGACUCAGAGGGCCACAUAAAGAUCGCCGACUUCGGCAUGUGCAAGGAGAACAUUUGGGAUGGGGUCACGACGAAAACUUUCUGUGGUACGCCGGACUACAUUGCACCUGAGAUUAUCGCGUACCAGCCGUACGGGAGGUCCGUGGACUGGUGGGCCUUUGGGAUCCUGCUGUACGAAAUGCUGGCUGGACAGGCUCCGUUUGAAGGGGAGGACGAGGAUGAAUUAUUCCAGUCCAUAAUGGAACAUAACGUGUCGUAUCCCAAGUCCAUGUCCAAGGAAGCUGUGGCCAUCUGCAAAGGGCUCAUGACCAAGCACCCUGGGAAAAGGCUGGGUUGUGGUCCGGACGGGGAGAGAGACAUCAAGGAUCAUGCGUUCUUCCGCUACAUCGACUGGGAGAAGCUGGAGAGAAAAGAGGUGCAGCCGCCAUACAAACCGAAAGCGUGCGGCCGAAACGCUGAGAACUUCGACCGGUUUUUCACCCGCCACCCGCCGGUGUUAACGCCGCCCGACCAGGAGGUCAUCAGGAACAUUGACCAGUCUGAAUUUGAAGGCUUUUCAUUCAUUAACUCUGUUUUUAUAAAAGAGGAGAUCAAGAACUAAAGAUGGCUUCUCCUGGGAGCGAAAGCGGCUCACGCCGGGCGCCCGUGUGCCAUAGAACUCGUCGUCUCUGCCUGCGCGUAAACGCCAUCGUGCAGAGCGUGCCUGCGCGGAGCCCUGCAGCCAGUUCCAUGUUAUAACCAUUAGCAAAAAGCUGAAAAAAAGUGUUUUCAACCCAUUAAAUGAACAAGCAGACGCAUUAGUGAGCAUGGGGAUUAGCCGCGAGCAACAUGCGCAGCCCUUCCCUUGAGAUCUUAAGACUUUUUAAGGGUGGGCUUGUCGUGACCCAAGUUCCCCCUGAGUAAUGAUGUAGCCAGAGCCCUGCUUCCUUGUAUAAACGUCUUUAUAAACCACAUCAGAGGGAGAUGGAUAU